AUGGCCCCGGGGAGCGGGGUGAAGAGCGAGUACAUGAAGCGCUACCGGGAGCCGCGCUGGGACGAGUACGGGCCGUGCUACCGCGAGCUGCUGCACUACCGCCUGGGCCGCCGGCUGCUGGAGCAGGCGCACGCGCCCUGGCUCUGGGACGACUGGGGCCCGGCCGGAGCCUCGGACGACUCCGCGUCGUCCGCGUCGUCGUCGGGAGCCGGGGGCCCCGCACCCCAGGGCGCCCCCGCCUCGCCGCCCGCGGAGCCCGCGGCGCGGGAGGGACCGGAACGGCGGGCGCGCGGGCCGGCGGAGGAGCGGGGCGCGGAGGCGGCGGAGGCCGAGGAGGCCCGGGACGCGGAGGGCGCGGACGAGGCGGCAGCGGCGGCUCUGCCAGCCCCACCAGUGAAAGAUCUCAAAGAAAAACCUGAACAAGAGAUCAGAACAAAAGAGACUGAGAAGUUACCUAACAGUACUGAACCUCGACAGCAACCAAGUGCCUUAUUUGCCAGAGGAAAUAGGAAAGCAGUCAAAAGUCCUCAAAGAUCAUCGAGUAAAAUAAAAGAGAACAAGCAUCCGUUUGCCCUUUACGGGUGGGGAGAAAAGCAGACGGAUACAGGAAGCCAGAAAACUCACAAUGUCUGUGCGUCCGCUCCGGUCCAUGAGAUUCAUGAGUCAGCAUUGCGAGCCAAGAACAGAAGACAGGUGGAAAAACGGAAACUGGUCACUCAGAGGCAGCGCGCCCACUCCGUGGAGGUGGAGAAGAACCGGAGGAUAAAGCCUCCGCCCUCGGAGAACCCGUGGGUGACGGAGUACAUGAGAUGCUACUCAGCACGGGCCUGAAGGCAGGAACGGCUGCUGGGACAGCCUCUUCGAAAAAGCGUCAGCGGAAGAAAGAAGCAGCAGAACAAAAGAAAAACCAUCAGAGGAAAACAGACACAGGUUUAAGAAACCAGCGAUGACCCGGCGUUUUCUGUAGGGAAUUUCCCGAAGACUGCUCUGUUUCGCUGGAUCCUGGUCACCUACCUCAGCAGUAGGGCGACAGUUGAAGCCAUAGACAUUUGGGUAUUUCUGAAGCUAAUUCCCUAAAUAUUUGAUAUUCUUAUAAGAGUUUUGUUUUAAAGCAUCUUAAUCUUUUCAGACACCAACACCGAAUGCCUUUAAGUGGCUACAGAUGCUUCACACUCGGUAUUUCCGCCAGCUUAGCUGGAGCCCAUUUCCUUCCUGUUCUCACCCCUUCCCAGACCCCGUAGCCAGUAAGAUCGUUCCAACUUGCAGUUUGAGACCCAUUUUCCUUAUGUGGAGUUUUCUUGUGGAAGAGCAGCUCGUCAAGUGUGUUUCAGCACUAAUACUGACUCCUUGCGCAGUGAAACCAGAACUUACUUGUGUUUUGGUUUUGGCCCCACGUCACGUAGACUGUGAUAUUUAAGAAUUCUCUGGGUUGGGUGAGGGUCCUCUUUUCUCUUUAAAUUGUCAUUGAGGCACUUAUUUCAUAGCUCAGUAGAUCGAAUGCAUUCCAAUGAAUGAAGUGCCAUGCUGUGUCUUUAGGGUAGUACUGAAGUUUCUUUGGAAACUUUUUCUAUUAUUAUUGCAACUUUUUUUUUUUUUUUUUUUGAGCACAUAACGGGGAAUCAGUUCCUCACUGCAUUGUGGUGUUUUGACACAUAACUUACUGUGGACUUUCGCCUCAUCUAUAAUGGCAGUGACAUUUAGAACUUACAAUGUGAAAUUUAUGUAAUUACGUUGAGAUUGUCCUGCUCAUUGGGGACAGGGGGCAGAUAUUAAGAUACCAAUUAGAGAUGUGGCUUACCCCUCCUUUCUGCACUUUCUCUCUACAGACUCAUUCAUAACAAAGCUUUGACGCUGUACGUUACUCAGACUUUUGGCCAAAACGUGUUACUCCUGGAUUCCUAGCCAGUAGGCCUUACAGAGAACAGGCAGAGGGAGAAUAGUAGCGUGUGUCAAGGCACAGAUGUGAGUGUGUAAACGGGGUUCUCCUUCCCUGGUACAUUUACUCUUGGGGUAGAAGAUGGUUUUGAGAAACGCUGGUUUCUACCCAGCAGAUACAGGAAUCUACAGGAAGGAUGAGUGCUAAAUUCUCUAUAAGAGAGAAAAAAGGCCUCUGCCUAGGCCGGGUGCUCAGCUGAAGACAGGUGAAUAAACUUUGCCAUUAGACAUGAGUUUGAAUAUUUUCUUGAUAUUUUUACUCUGUAUCUUUGAAGCAUUAUGGUCAGUUUUUACUUUUGUUUUUAAGUAGGCUUCACACCCAGCAUGGGACUUGAACUCAUGACCCUCUGAGCAGGGGUCGCAUACUCUGCUGAAUGAGCCAGCCAGGCGCCCCUGCUCUCAAGACUUCACACAUAAAGUCUUAACACAGUGUCCUCUUAAAACCCUAUUGAGCUUGGAGAACUCACUUAAUCAUGAGCUUUAAAAAAAAAAUACUUUUUAAACAUCUGCAUUGUUUCGCAGUGAAUUCUUUUACAUAGAGAGCUCUUCUAAUCAUUGAGAUGUAUAUUUAACAGGAGGUUCUGUAUGCUGGUCCAAACGACCUUGUUAAUAAUUCCGGUAAACACUGCUGUAAUUAUAUUAAAGUCCUUAACCACUGCGAGUACCUGAAGGUGAGAUUACUGUGGCGUAGUGAUGGUGUCACUGCCUGUAGAAACUGUUCCUUUCUGACCACUUCUUGCAUGUUUGGUUUUAGCCAUGAAGCUCAAACGUUCCUGUUGCACCCGACAAUCUUAGGGAAGCUACCCUUGAGGGUGGCUCAGGCCCCCCACCGAUGGGCUGCCUUAGAAACCCAACUUCCUCUAGGCUUUGACCAAGCCAGACUCUCUCCUUCAGAGACAGACUCGGAUUUAAUGUGCUUACUACUGAAAACUCCAGAUAGAAAUAAAACCUAGAAGGCAAUAGUGACGAGUUGUCCCCCUUUUUAAGUAGAGGACAAACGAACAACCUUUUUAAAGUACUUUUAAUGUGCAUGAAAAAAAUCAAUCUGAAUUAAUUGUGAGUGCCCUUCCCACACCCAAGCCAUUAGUUGGUUAAAGUGUCUUCUUUUUAGGGGUGAGAAUUACCCUUUGAGCCCAGGAUGUUUUUUUAGGUGGUAACAAUUCAAUGGUCUUACUUUUUCCUUCUCUCUCUAGAAACUAACGUAUUUGUAACCAUGUUCCUAGUUCAUGGGACACAUUGGAAGACAGGAAGAUAGUUUUUUAAAAUUACCUUUCAUGUUGAAAAGUUAAAAACUGUUGGAGAUUCCAGUGACACUUAGAAAGAUAAAAUAAAGUAACUGCUACAUAGACGCUUUUGUAUUUUGGCUUUAAAUUGAAAACUGUUGACCAUAAACAUGUUUGCUAUGUUACUUUUAUUAAAAACAGUAAUAGAAUCCUGAAAAACAGCUAGCAGUCUCCUGGACCAAGGUGGAUGAGAAGUAAAUAGGAACCAGUUCUUUCUUUUUUCUUUCUCUUAAAACCUAGAAGGCUGCUCUUAUGCAGGAGUAUCCGAAGCCUGGGUACUUCUGGUUUUUUAUAUGUAUCUAUAUAUCUCUGUAUAUAUAUGGACCCCUCCACUGCCAUAACAUUUCUAAGCACACAUAUACAUUUUUUAAAGUUUACUAAACAUAUAAUAGGGUGUAGGUUGUCUUAGUUGCUCCUGAUGUAGUGGGCACAUAUUAAUGGCACUUCAUAUAUAUAAUCGCUUUGUCAUUGUUUCAUUCAAUAAAAAUUGCUAAUAACUUGAAAGGUGUGUAUGCAAGGUCACUCCAACUGAAUUGCAGCUACAUUGCAUGAAGGGCGUCUGUGCAUUGUUAGAAGUCACCUUCCAAAACAAAUCUGUGCUAUUGGCGGGGUUUUAAAAAAAAUCUGUUUCCCCUCCUCCUUUUAACUUGAAAUGCUGGACUGAGUGUAAACUUUAAAAAUGGAAUGCUGUAGUAUUUGGUAUUUAAAAUGUUUAAAAGUAUCAUUGGCAAAGAGGGAGAGAGGCAAAGCAUAUGUUAGACGUGAAAACAACUUUUCUUGUCGACUGCUUUAGUAAAAAAAUAGUUUCGUGGAUGGUUUUACCCUGGACUAAAUUAAAAAUGGUGCUAAUGUUUAUUUAUCUGGAUUCUGUAUUUGGUUUGAUAGUAAAAUGCUAAUGCCUGACUCAUAAGGUCCUUACUAUAGUCUGGUGAUAAGUUACUUUAAUAUUUAAAGAGGGAUCCUAAAGAUGUGACCCGAUCAUUUCAAAAUGUUUGCAUUUGAAAUGGAGUUUCAUACAACAGAAUGAAUAGGGAGUUAUUCAGUAUAAGUAUCUGCAUAAUACCAAAUUCUAUGCAAGGAACCAUGUCUAGAUUAUUGGCCCAGAUUUGCUCCCUUCAAGCCUACUAGUGUGAGAUGGAGAUAAGUUACUUCUCUAGUACUUAUUUCCAUUUUGAUGAAAGGACACCUGCAUGAAGACACUGGAAGCCUCUUUUUGGAUUUCUUUUAUAAUUAGCAAAACUGUACUUAAGAACAGUCUCCCCAUGUCGUUAUGUUUAUUUUGAGUACGGACUUCACUUUAACAUUCUGAAGGAGCAAAGGCUGGGCACCUGUAAUCCCAAAGCUCAGGGGAUGAGAAUUUGGGGUUGUAUUUUCUAAGAACUAUGUAUUGCUUUUAGCUUAUAUUUAAUAUUGCAAUUACUUGGAAAAUGUGAAUAAAGUUAAUUCAUCCUGCAGGCUAAAA
This is a messenger RNA of Neogale vison (American mink), 4680 nucleotides long. RefSeq names its product centriole, cilia and spindle associated protein (gene CCSAP). The transcript has 3 exons. The record is from RefSeq and is a predicted model, not a curated record. Gene Ontology annotation, biological process: regulation of mitotic spindle assembly. Gene Ontology annotation, molecular function: microtubule binding. Lineage: Eukaryota; Metazoa; Chordata; Mammalia; Carnivora; Mustelidae. Gene Ontology annotation, cellular component: cytoskeleton; ciliary transition zone; spindle. The coding region runs from base 1 to 831 and encodes 276 amino acids.